Messenger RNA from Acyrthosiphon pisum (pea aphid), 3271 nucleotides. Its product is annotated as SH2/SH3 adaptor protein dock. Gene Ontology annotation, biological process: ephrin receptor signaling pathway; cell migration. The transcript has 8 exons. Gene Ontology annotation, cellular component: cytoplasm. Gene Ontology annotation, molecular function: receptor tyrosine kinase binding; signaling adaptor activity. The record is from RefSeq and is a predicted model, not a curated record. Bases 491 to 1756 code for a protein of 421 amino acids. Lineage: Eukaryota; Metazoa; Arthropoda; Insecta; Hemiptera; Aphididae.
GUUUUGAUCGCCGCCGCCAACAUACACACACACAUACGCACGCACGCAAUCACUCGUACACCGUGAGCGACGGACGUGUCUGUGUGUGUCUGUAUGUGAUUGUGCUCGCCCGUCGACGACGACUCGCGACGCCGACGUACGGAGGACCCGAGACCACACUCGACGACGCCGCCGCCGCACGCACACGACACCCGCCGCCGCCGACAUUGAUUUGAGCAUCGGCCGCGCUCGUAAACCGUAUUAGUUCUCCUCGCUGUCCCGUUGGUGUUCCGGCGUCGUCGUCUCGGCCGCUGCUCUUCGUCUAGACGCCGCGGACCCUCGCCACGGCGGUUAGCUGCCCCACAAGCGACGCCACCGCCGCCGCCGCCGCCGCCUCGUUGUCCGCUCGUCGCACGCCAAACACAAAGAACAUGUCUUGUCAAUUUCAAUGCAUUUAAAUUUUCACUGGACAAUUAAAAUAUUGCUAUAGUAAUACUAAGUCCACACAGUUAUGUUGGAAGCUAGAUUGUUAGCUGCCGAUCGGGAAUCAGCUACUUGGCAAGGCAAGUCAGCAGCAAAUAACAUACGCCCACCGCCACAUACACCACAUCAUCAUCACAUGUCCGCUAUGAGACCAGUAAAUAAAUCCAACCAAGAAGAUAACUGUUAUGUUGUGGCUAAAUACGACUAUGUAGCACAAAGUGCCCAAGAAUUAGAUUUACGAAAAAAUGAUCGCUAUUUAUUAUUGGAUGAUUCAAAACAUUGGUGGAGAGUUCAAAAUGCUCGUGGAUUUUCAGGUUAUGUGCCAAGCAACUAUGUGAAGAAAGAAAAACCUUCUCUCUUUGAUAGCAUAAAGAAAAAAGUGAAAAAAAGUGGGAGUAACUCAAGCACUGGUAGCAAAACAUUACCAUGCAGUAGUCAUGGCAAUGGUCGUACUGUGAGUGAAUCUCCUACAAUGGCCAGACGUUUACCAGCUGAUCCGUCUGAAGCUAUAGGUACUGCUUUAGUGAAGUACAACUACCAAGCUCAACAACCUGACGAAUUAUCUCUAAUCAAAGGAACAAGAAUACUGAUUCUUGAAAAGAGCAAUGAUGGUUGGUGGAGAGGUCAAAGUGGAUGUAUGGCCGGUUGGUUUCCGAGUAAUUAUACCACUCAAGAAGACGACAAUAACGGAGAUGACAUGGGCCUCCACACAUAUGCAAUGGCCGAGAAUGUGUUGGACAUUGUUGUUGCCUUAUAUCCAUUCACAGGUACAUCUGAUCAGGAAUUAAGUUUUGAGAAAGGUGACCGCUUGGAAAUUUUGGAAAGACCUGCUGCUGAUCCAGAAUGGUAUAGAGCUAGGAAUGGUCAAGGCCAAAUUGGCUUAGUUCCGAAGAAUUACUUACAGGAACUCAGUGAAUAUUUAGCUCAACCAUUAAUUCAAGCAGCCAGUAGUGUACAAGUUAUUGAUAAACCACAUUUGGUUGGAAAACCAUGGUAUUAUGGAACAAUAACUCGAGCUCAGUGUGAUACAGUAUUGAACAACAAUGGGCAAGAUGGCGAUUUUUUAGUCAGAGACAGCGAGACUAAUGUAGGAGAUUAUUCAGUGUCUUUAAAAGCACCUGGGCGUAAUAAACAUUUCCGGGUGCAUGUUGAAGGAGCAUUAUAUUGUAUUGGUCAACGCAAGUUUCACACACUUGAUCAACUUGUAGAUCAUUAUCAAAGAGCUCCGAUAUAUACCAAUAAGCAAGGAGAAAAAUUGUUUUUGGUCAGAGCAUUGCCUCGAGCAAAUGCAUAAUGAUUAAAACGUCGGUGAGUGUUGUUGUUAUGAACAAUGAAAACCGUAAAGCAAAUUGGUGUGAAUUUAUUUCAAGAAAAGUUAUGAUUUAAUGGUAUCACAUAGAAGUGAACUCCCCAUAAAAUAAUAAGAAAUAAAAAUAUCCCAAAUGUGUUAAAUAACAAUUAUUAGAAUCAUUCAAUAGACUAGUCAUUUAAGAAGUUCUCCCAAAUUAUUUUAUAAAUUUGUUAUCUUUUUCUUGAACAUUUGUUUCUUUGGAAACAUUUGAACCUUACUUUUUAUACCUUUUUUUUAUGUUAUACUGUAAUUAUUAUUUCUUCAUAGUUGGUUUCAUACUCCAACCAAUAACUUCAGUGCUAAAUAAAUUCUUUAUUUAUAUGAUCUGUUUAGUAAAUAUCAAUUAAAAUUAAUAGUGAUAUGACUUGCUCUUGUUCUAUUCAUAAUCUGCUGUGAAAAUGUGAUAACAAUUUGUAUUGCUAUUUUGUAUUUUGACUUUUAUAAAAUUAUAAUAGUUUUAAUAAUAUUAUUAUACGGAAUAUUGUCAUUAUGUAAAUGUAAAUAGUGUAAUUAAUAAUAAUAUUUAUCAUACAGUAGUUAAAACAUUAAGAACUUUAUCUUCUAAAUGCUGAUGAACAAGUUUUCCAUGAAAGUAAUGAAAAAACUAAACAAUUAAACAAAGAAAUUUAGAUCAUUAUUUUUAUUUGUAUAAUUUUUUUAUUAUUAUUAUCUAAAUAAGUUUAAUAUAAUAACACGCUACUAUUAUCCAAUAUUUCUAAGUACCUUAUAAAAACUAUCACUACUAGUCAUAACCGUGUAUUUUAAAUUAUGUUAUGGUUACAAACAAUUAUUAAUGUUUGAAAAAUGCCUAUUUAAUGUACAUCACUGUCUUAUAUAAUAAUUGUGUAAACAGGAUAGCGCUAUUAUUCAGAUCUCAUAUAUAUUUAUAAAAUAUGUAUAUGAACAUUCAGACUUAAUUGAAUUUGUUCAUUGAUCUACUACACCAAAUAUAAAUAACUAUCAUCUUUAAUAAGUUUAUUAAUAGUAUAUGAAUCUAUAGUUAUGUAAAACGAUGCUCUCUUGAAAGGGUGUUGACAUUUUUGUUUUCUCUUUUUUUUAAGACUCGUAGGCAGCAUAAUUGUGUUUAGUAAAGUUCAUUACACUGUAUAUAAUUUUUCUAUAAUUAUUCUUAAUCAAAUUAACAGUAAACUUGCUAUUUAAUUAUAAUAUAUUUUAUUUAUUUUUUGUUUUUAUUUAUUUUUUUAUUUUAAUCAGAUGUGUCAACUAUUUGGAUCAUUUAUGUUGUGGUCUAGUUAUUCCUAUAAUAUUAUAAUAAUGAUAUGUGUAUUAUGGUUAGGUGUCUCAAUGCAUCGAUACAAAUUUUGUGGUUAUCGAAUAUUUUUUAAAAUGUGUUGUAAAAGGAUAAUCUGAAUUGAUUAGGUUUAGAAUUUUGUAUGUUUUUAUUGAUUUUCAAAAAGAUAUUUUGAUGUGUAUAAUAUAAAGUUUUUUCUCAUUUUA